Molecule: messenger RNA, 1137 nt
Organism: Nicotiana attenuata
Lineage: Eukaryota; Viridiplantae; Streptophyta; Magnoliopsida; Solanales; Solanaceae
Product: vacuolar protein-sorting-associated protein 37 homolog 1-like
Exons: 7
Coding region: 149-850 (233 amino acids)
Biological process (GO): protein targeting to membrane; protein targeting to vacuole; ubiquitin-dependent protein catabolic process via the multivesicular body sorting pathway
Cellular component (GO): ESCRT I complex
Source: RefSeq, a predicted model, not a curated record
AAACAAGAAUAAUACAAUAUCAAAAUAGCAACAGUAAAAAACUCUCAUUUCUUUGUAGUUUUUGAAAAGAAAAAGAAGGAGGAAAACCAAAUUGAAAAGCGACUAUCUUCUCUUCCAAGUUUCCAGUUUCUUCUGAUUGUCCCAAAUCAUGUUCAAGCAGUUCUGGGGUUCUCAAGGGCAACAAGCUCAACAACGUCCACAGGAGGGUAACAAUGAUCCAUGGUAUGCACCAUCUGCAAGCAGCUCUCCUGGGUCUUCCCGUCCCACAACUCCUAGUCCAAGCUCUUCAGGAAGCUUUGGUGCCCAAAGACCAACAGAUAGGCCAAGCUCAGCAUCACACGUUUCCCCUGCAGAGGCUGCAUGCAUUAUAAAUGCUUUAAAGGAUAAAAGCAUUGAUGAGCUAAGGAAGCUUCUAUCUGGCGACGAUGCUUAUCAGAAUUUCUUACUUUCACUUGAGCCUGUCAAAACUCAAAAUAAGGUCAGGGAUGAGCUUCGGAAUGAAACUUUGCAGCUUGCUAGGGAGAAUUUAGAGAAAGAACCACGGAUAAUGGAGCUUAGGAAUCAGUGCAGAAUCAUCCGCACCACUGAAUUGGCUGCUGCUCAAGAAAAGCUGCAUGAAUUGGAAAGGAGAAAAGAAGAGCUUUUGAAAUUAUACUCUCCUGGAUCACUCCUCCAUCGCUUACAAGAUGCCAUGAAUAAGACAGAUGAGGAAUCUGAAAGUCUACACAGACAGUUUCUUGAAGGGGAAAUUGAUCUUACAACAUUUGUGCAGAAGUACAAAAAGCUGCGAUACAGUUACCACAAACGUGCACUCACACACCUUGCUGCAAAGACAUCUGUAACUGGCUGAGUGUUGCUUAAUAUGUAACUGGCUGAAUGUUGCUUAAUAUGUAACUGGCUGAAUGUUGCUUAAUAUGAUAUGUGUGAAUACUAUAGCUGAGCCUGUCUUUGCUGCUUAAACUAAGUGUGUACGAGAGAUUGCUUCAGAUGUAAUAUUGUGAUUAAUUUCUGCCGGCUUGGCCUCCACUGUGUAGCGUGCUUGAUAUAAUAGAGGACGACUAUUUUUUCUUGAUAAGAUCAGAAAAAAUAUUAGAUUAAUGGUGGUGUAUAAGUCAGAAAAUGGUCAGUCUCAUCUUA